AUGUUAAUUACAGCACAGGAAAUGUCAACGGCAGUCACGAAUACAUUGACAGCCGCCGCAGCCGCUGCAGCCGUUGCGAUGGCAUCGACUAUGGAAAAUAAUACAGUCUACUCCUACGAUAUCGCCGCAUCGAACGUGCUCUAUCAAUGGAGCGCAGCGGCGGCAAGUGGGGCACGUGUUGUUGCCACCGCCGACCCAUUGCCCACAGCAUCCGCCUACGCAUCCGCAUCCGCGUCCGCAUCCGCAUCGAUAGCCACAGUGGAGCGUGUGCCUGGAUUGAUUGGAGCCUCUCCCGUCAGCUUCAAUGGGACACCUUUUCUGCUCGUGGACUAUGCGACGAGCAUGAACGACAGCCUCGACUACGCCUCGCAUCAGCAGCAGUUGAACGGCAGCGGUUGCCCGGCGGACAGCAAUAUUUCCUAUUGGAAUAUCACUUGCGAUUCGCCAUUGGAGUAUGCAAUGCCCCUAUACGGCUACUGUAUGCCCUUCCUGCUCUUCAUGACCAUAAUAUCAAAUUCGCUGAUUGUACUCGUGCUCAGCAAGAAGAGCAUGGCCACGCCUACCAAUUUUGUGCUAAUGGGCAUGGCCAUAUGCGAUAUGCUGACGGUUGUAUUUCCAGCCCCCGGCCUAUGGUAUAUGUACACAUUCGGCAAUCAUUAUAAGCCGAUGCAUCCGGUCUCCCUCUGUCUGGCCUACAGCAUUUUCAAUGAUAUAAUGCCUGCAAUGUGCCACACUAUAUCCGUCUGGUUGACUCUCGCCCUGGCUGUGCAAAGAUACAUUUACGUUUGCCACGCCCCCAUGGCACGCACCUGGUGCACGAUGCCACGAGUGAAGCGUUGCACCUUCUACAUAGCGCUGCUGGCGUUUAUGCAUCAGUUGCCGAGGUUCUUCGAUCGCACCUAUUUGCCGGUGGACAUCGAAUGGAAUGGCCAUGAGACGGAAGCUUGCCGCGUGGAGACAGCGAUGUGGGUGCACGAAUAUAUUGGCGUGAAUCUCUAUUAUACCAGCUAUUAUCUGUUUCGGGUUCUAUUUGUGAAUCUGCUGCCAUGCAUUGUGCUGGUGACGUUGAAUAUCCUUUUGUUUGCGGCACUGCGUCAGGCGCAGGAGAGACGCAAGUUGUUGUUCCGCGAGAAUCGAAAGAAGGAGUGCAAAAAGUUGAGAGACUCUAAUUGCACCACAUUGAUGCUAAUUGUGGUUGUCUCCGUUUUUCUCAUUGCCGAAAUACCGAUUGCUGUGGUCACGGCCAUGCACAUUGUCAGCUCGCUGAUCAUUGAGUUCCUCAACUAUGGUAUUGCCAAUAUCUUUAUCAUGUUGACCAACUUCUUUCUGGUGCUAAGCUAUCCGAUUAACUUUGGCAUCUACUGCGGCAUGUCGCGUCAGUUCCGUGAGACGUUCAAGGAGAUAUUCAUGGGUCGCAAUGCCGGCAAGAAGGACAGCUCCUCCAAGUACUCCAUUGUCAAUGGACAGCGCACCUGCACCAACACCAACGAGACGGUCCUCUAGUAAUUGGUGAUGUUGGUGCCGCGGCGGGGCAGCAGCGAUCAUCACCGCAGCCAUGCCGUUUGCACAGCACUUGCCGACAGCUCGUCGCCGCAGCAUCAACAUCAUCAUCAUCAUCAUCAUAAUCAUCUUCAUCAUCAUCAACAGCCACAGCAACGUCGCACCAGCAACAUGGAAAUAAUCGAUGAGGAGCGCAACGUCUAAGUUUUCCCCCAACGGGUGAAUACUCUUGGUUUCAAACCAUCAACAAAA
Drosophila innubila is the source of this 1752-nucleotide messenger RNA. RefSeq names its product sex peptide receptor (gene SPR). Bases 1 to 1503 code for a protein of 500 amino acids. Gene Ontology annotation, cellular component: membrane. The transcript has 4 exons. Gene Ontology annotation, molecular function: G protein-coupled peptide receptor activity. The record is from RefSeq and is a predicted model, not a curated record. NCBI's taxonomy places the organism in Eukaryota, Metazoa, Arthropoda, Insecta, Diptera, Drosophilidae. Gene Ontology annotation, biological process: G protein-coupled receptor signaling pathway.